Molecule: messenger RNA, 1269 nt
Organism: Diabrotica balteata
Lineage: Eukaryota; Metazoa; Arthropoda; Insecta; Coleoptera; Chrysomelidae
Source: the annotation of a GenBank genome assembly
AUUUUGUAUAAAUUGCCUAGUUGUCAAUUUACAUCUGUUUAAAUUUUUAUUAAACAUGUAAAAGUAAAAUAUUUAUAUAUUUAUAAGCAUUCUAUAGAUAUCUGAUAAAGAGAGUCUGACCGAGGCUCAAUUCUCAGCAGCAAAAUGGUCAUGGAAAACAGUCUUUUAUCAAAAUAUGUAACAAUUUUCCUAGUUGUAAGUGGAUAUUGGGUAGUUUCAAUCACAACUGUUUUUGUGAACAAAACAUUAUUAAGUAAUAUUAAUUUAGAUGCACCUAUGUUUAUAAAUUUUACACAGACACUCAUUACAGCUGUUAUUUGUUACUUUAAGAAAAGUCUGAGUGAUGUUUACCCCAAUAAGUUCAACUUUCCAGAUAUAGAUGUAUGGGACAAGCAUACCCUUAAAGCAGUCAUGCCUUUGUCAAUCUUGUUUACAACUAUGAUCUGCACCAACAAUUUGUGUCUAAAGUAUGCAUCUGUUGCUUACUAUUAUAUCGGAAGAUCAUUAACUACCAUAUUUAAUGUUAUGUUUACAUUUUUAAUACUGGGAGAGACCACUUCAAAAAGUUGUAUAGCUUGUUGUGCAGUGAUUAUUUCUGGAUUUUGGUUAGGAGUAGAUCAAGAAAAUCUUGCAGGUAGCCUGUCCAUACCAGGAUUUGUUUUUGGAAUCCUGGGCUCUCUAUCUCUUUCAUUAUUUUCAAUUUUUACAAAAAAAGUUUUGCCAAAACUAAAUGGAGAAGUCUGGGCAUUAUCAUAUGUUAAUAAUGUUUACGCCAGUAUUCUUCUUUUGCCUGUAAUGAUAUUAAACAAUGAAAUUAAGGAGCUGUACAACUAUACUAAUUUCAGUAGCCCAUACUUUUGGUCCAUCGUUGUAGCAGGUGGAGUGUGUGGAUUUACCAUUGGAUUUUUUACCACAAUGCAAAUAAAAUAUACAUCGGCACUCACUCAUAAUAUAUCUGGUACUGCUAAAGCCUGCGCUCAAACAGUGCUGGCCACUUAUUGGUACCAAGAGACAAAAUCGUUUUUGUGGUGGAGCUCUAACAUCAUUGUCUUAUUUGGCAGUGCCUGCUACACUUGGAUUAAACAGAGAGACAUGGAAAAAAGACAUAGAGAAAAUAUUGCCUACCAAAGGGUUUGAGGGUACGACUGGUCGUUUUUCUUUGACUGAUAUUCCACGGCAGUAAUUUUAUCUGAUUUAUGUUUUAUUGUGAUAUGAACAGAGUUUAUAUUAUACUAUUUAAAAUAGAUUUAUACUCGUAUGUACAUAAAA